Nematocida parisii ERTm1 is the source of this 552-nucleotide messenger RNA. RefSeq lists its product as uncharacterized. Lineage: Eukaryota; Fungi; Microsporidia. The record is from RefSeq and is a predicted model, not a curated record. The coding region runs from base 1 to 552 and encodes 183 amino acids. The transcript has a single exon. Gene Ontology annotation, molecular function: GTP binding; GTPase activity.
AUGGGUUCAGCGAUUUCCAAGUGUUUAAACCGAGAGAAGAGAAGUGCAGUAUUUAUAGGAGCAAAGGAUUCAGGAAAGAAAGAAAUAAUAAAGAUACUUAGAAAAGAUAAAACAGAUGUAAUAAGUAAUAUGUAUGAACAUUUCACAGUAAGAGGCAAAGGUUACUCUACUGAAGUAUAUGCCAUAUCUGAGGAUCAGAACCAUGUUAAUUUUUGGAAGUUUUAUACACAAAACUGCAAUUUGGUUGUCUUUGUAGUGAAUAUUGCCAGUGAAUCACUGAUAGAAGAGUCAAAGAAUGUUUUUGAGAAUUUCUUUACAUCCUACGGGACAAAUAAGGAGAGUAUUGUGUUUAUGCUUAAUGGCAAGAGAGAAGAAGAAACAGAAACAGAAGAAGAAAAAGCAGAGAAGAAAAGACAGAACAUUUUAAAAUUCAAAGAGUACUUUGCAACGAUUUCUGGUCUUGAUAAGAAAAUACUUGAUCAUAAUAUGGUAGUUGAUGAAACCACAAGCAGAAAGAAUUUGCUAUCUUUUAUAUGUAAGAAUUAUAGCUAA